Molecule: messenger RNA, 717 nt
Organism: Helianthus annuus (common sunflower)
Lineage: Eukaryota; Viridiplantae; Streptophyta; Magnoliopsida; Asterales; Asteraceae
Product: stress response protein nst1-like
Exons: 2
Coding region: 1-717 (238 amino acids)
Source: RefSeq, a predicted model, not a curated record
AUGGCUGAAAUAAAAGUGAGAUCCCGAGAAGAGAUUUUGAAAGAGAAAACCGAAAGAGAAAGAUUCAUUGUUGGAUGCAGAAUGGAGAAAAUGCAGGAAGAGUAUGAAAAUGCUGUUAGAAACAAAAGAUGGGACAAGAACCGAGAAUGUUAUGUCAACAGAGAAGGUGAACCUGUUGUUCCCAGGAGAGAUAUAGUUCAUGAUGAUGUUCUUCUUGUAGUUCCUCGAUCCGACGAAUAUUAUUCCAAUGUUGUAAAAGACAAGACAUAUGUGAAAAGGCUGGAUAAAAUCAUCAGGGAUGCUAUGACAACAAAAUUGAGGAAGAGGAAUGAAGAAAGAAUGAAGAAGAACAUUGAGAAUCUGGUUGAUGAUUUGAAGAAAGCUGCUGAGGAGGUCAAGGUUGAAGAAAAAAUGAAAGAUGGAGUUGAGAAAGCUAAAGAGAAGGUUGUUGAGAAAGAAGCUGUUACUGAAAAACAGCAAGUUGAAGAAGUCAAGAAGGAGAAGGAAAGUUCGAUAGAAGUGAAGGUUGAAAGUUCAACAGAUGUUGCUGGUAAUGUUGUUGAUGAGAAACAGCAGAAAGAAGCUGAUCAGACAAAAACAGAAGCAAACACCAAGGUGCCGAUCACUGAGGUGCUCAAGAAAUCUGAAUGUCAACAAGAAGAAUGUCGGGGUAGCCUGGCACGCAAGGAGGAGGCUGCUGGUCCCUGCGACGGUUAA